AUGAUGAAAGGUCCAAAGAAAAAUGAUCAGUCUGAUAGGUUAAAGUCUACAUUUAAAUAUAGAAUGUCUGCAUCUUUUUUUCACAAAAAUGGAUUUUACUAUUCACCACCUUUCUCUUUAAAUUACGAAACACUCUGGCAGCUUUAUCUGCAAUAUUUACUUGAAAAUUGUUAUCAUGCUACAUUUUUUAUUGAUACUGAUUUUGAAAGAUUAGGAAAGAAUAGAUGUGUUGUGUCUGGAAUUUCUAAAGAUAAAAAGGGAAUUGUAAAUUUUAUUAAAAAAUCAACCUUACCUUCAAAAGGUGAAAUAACCAUCGGAAUAAAAUUACAAUAUUUUAUGAGCCCAGAGGAAAAAAAAUAUUCUUCCAAAAGUAUAUCAAUAUCGUUACAAAAGCCUUCUAAUGAUUUGCUUGGAGUUUGGAUUGAUGAAUUGAAUAGACCAGAAACAUCAGAUGUUCAAUUCAAUGUAAAUGGAAAAGAGAUUUAUGCUCGUAGUUCAAUACUUGUUAAACAAUCUCAAUAUUUUAGAAAUAUGUUUGAAGGAAGUUUGGUAGAAGAUGAUCAUUCUUCUGGUGAUAACACCAAAACUGAUGAUAAUUCCGAUACAAUGACUAGUGCUGGCAAUCUUUUCACUGAGACUACAGAAAACAUUGCCAACAAAAUCAACUGUAACAACAAUACUACUGAAACCAUUGUCAACAAAAUCAACAAUGACAACAAUCAAGACGAAGAUAUCGUGAUGGAACAAAAUGAUAAGGAUGUAAAAGUAGAUAUGAAUGAUAUAAAUGAUAAAACACUUCUUGCUGUUCUUAAAUACUUUUAUACAGGAAGUAUUGAAUUCACAACAACAACAGAUAGCUCUAUUAUUGGUGAAAGACCAAUUGAUAUUUUUAUAGCAGCUGAUAGAUAUCUUUUGGAUGAUUUACGUGAAAAAUCUAGACAACGAAUCCUUCAAGACUUAAAAAUUGAAAAUGUGUCUGAAUUGUUGUUUGAUGUAUUAUGGAGAUGGCCUAGUCUAAGGAUUGAUGCCGUAAAAUACUUUGCAGAGAAUUUUUACAAGGUAAGAAAAACUGAUGGUUACCAUAGAACAAGAACCGAUCCAAAGUAUUCUCAUGUUGAUAAUAAUUUAUGGCAAGAAAUUAUUGAUCAAUUGUUACCUAAAGAUGCUCGUGUAUUAUUUGGUGGCGAAGAAAAGAUGAGACCUCCUUCAUUCCUAAAUACUGAUUCAGUUGAAUAA
This is a messenger RNA of Entrophospora candida, 1236 nucleotides long. Lineage: Eukaryota; Fungi; Glomeromycota; Glomeromycetes; Entrophosporales; Entrophosporaceae. The record is from the annotation of a GenBank genome assembly.